This is a messenger RNA of Eleginops maclovinus (Patagonian blennie), 4830 nucleotides long. RefSeq names its product leucine rich repeat containing 3B (gene lrrc3b). The coding region runs from base 309 to 1091 and encodes 260 amino acids. Gene Ontology annotation, cellular component: plasma membrane. The transcript has 3 exons. NCBI's taxonomy places the organism in Eukaryota, Metazoa, Chordata, Actinopteri, Perciformes, Eleginopidae. Gene Ontology annotation, molecular function: protein binding. The record is from RefSeq and is a predicted model, not a curated record.
CAGAAAACCCCUCCCUUCUCCCCAUUCACUGUGCAGUGUUUCAGACUGAAAGGUAAAAGAUGUGAAUCCUCACUGCGACUCUUCCUCACAGUAGAUUCUCCUCCAGCCUUCCUCCUCUGCAUGCGAUCCAAACACACAGCUGAUGACUGUCUGCAGGCCCAGGCGCAGCAUGCCCCCACCUCUUCCCUCUGCAGAUUCUUCAGCGGGCAGGAAGUGAGGACCGGUCGCCGCCAUGAUGCGAUGUGUUUAAGGGCCCCGAGGCGGUGUGGUGGCCCCCGGCCCCGGGAUGCUGCAGACGGCCGGUCAGAAUGACUCUGCUGGACCUGUGGCUGUCGCGCUCCAUCCCCAUGUGCCUGCUGCUGCAGAGCCUCGUCCUCAUGGCGCUGUGCUUCCCCUCGGCCAGCAUGUGUCCGAAGGGCUGCCUCUGCCAGCGAGACCCCCACCUGCACGGCCUCAACGUUUCCUGCAGCCAGUCCCGCCUCAAAGAGAUCCCCCCCAGCCUGCCCGUAGACACGGUGCUGCUCAGGCUGGACCACAACCAGAUCGGCGCCGUGCCGGACCAAGCCUUCCACGGCCUGCGUCUGCUGCGGGAGUUAAACCUGUCCUACAACGCCGUGGAGACUUUAGGCGAAGGAGCGUUCAGCGGCAUCGAGGGGACGCUCCAGGUGCUGGACCUUUCCCACAACCGCAUCACUAGCGUGCACAAGGACGCCUUCGCCCGGCUGAAAGCGCGCGUCAUCGUGGACGAUAACCCGUGGCACUGUGACUGCGCGCUGCAGCAGGCCAUCGGCGGCAUGGCGCACAACCACGAAGCGGCCGCCCGGGUCCUCUGCAGGAGCUCGGAGCUCCGGGACCAGGAGGGCCGGCCUUUCCUCGCCGUGGACACGGACCUCUGUAACCUCGCCAAAAGGACCACAGACUACGCCAUGCUGGUGACCAUGUUCGGGUGGUUCGCCAUGGUCAUUUCGUACGUGGUGUACUACGUGCGGCAGAACCAGGAGGAUGCCCGGCGACACCUGGAGUAUCUCAAGUCGCUGCCCAGCAAACCCAAGAAACCGGACGAGGCGGACGACAUCAGCACGGUGGUCUGAGACCCUCAGACUGAACCUGCUGUCACAGGACCCUCAUGCACCGAGGAACUGAAGCGCUGACUCUUAUUAAAAGUAUUACAUCGACAGAACUCACAUGACUGUUUCAGGUUAGAUGGGAGUAACAAUAUGACGCUGAACAAAUUGAAAUACUUAAUAUUAUUGCUUUCAACCAACCUCACACAGUUCAGUGAAGUCUGCUGACGGAAUUCACUGAGUCAAAGUCAGCGCUUCAGCUUCAGUGAUUGUUUAGUUUACUAUUCCAGACUUGUACGUGAUGUGAGCGUCAGAUCUGCACAGGUGUUUGUAUUUUGGGGAGUUUUGUUGUCCGUCCUCUCCGGGGUUUGUUCGAGACGGGAGGCGAGAAGCGAGGCCACAGAAAGUUUAACUCCAACAAAGUCUUUUGUAGAAGAACUCGCUUUGGGAAAUUUGAAUCUCAGGUUUAAACAACAACAUUAUAAUGGGUUUUUUUAGACACAAAUUUGGAAUAUCUGAAUAAAAAAAAGUAUUAUAUUUGUAAAAUAAAAUUAAACUUAAUUUCCCAGAGUCCUUCACUUUGGUGUUUUAAAACCCCCUGAUAAAACCACUUCCCCUACCCUUAAAUACUGUGUAAAUGUCAGUAUGGAUAUUCAGAGUUCUGCACAGGAGUGUCAGAAGCCAUGGCCUGCUAACGGAGAUUAUUUGAUCUGUACAUUGUGUAAUCUUUUAGACCAUUAAAGCCUUGGAUGUGGGGGGUGCAGAUAGGAUGUAGUCUUGCCUUGAGCUGUGGUGGCCUGUUUUUGUACGGAUAAAUCCAAAAGAAUUCAAAUUAAUGAAGGUUUUUAGGGUUAGCGUUUAGUGUUGGGAAACCAGGAUUCUAUGGAAGCUCAUUUCUGCCAAUGAAAAUGUUAGGAAUCACUAAAAAAUAAAAAGACUCGCUCAACAUUUCUACCUAAAAUAACACUUGUGAUGUGUGCUUUAAGUCAAUCCACAAAUACAUUGAGGUCAUUAUGUGCUAAUAGUACACGACUUAAAGAAACAAGUAACCUGGGACAACGUUUCAGAACGUUCUUCCAUUUUAUUAUGUAUAUGUUCUGUAUUACAUUCGUUUAUCUUCCUCGCAAUUAUAUAGAUAUUUGUCACCUAGCCUCUUAAACACUAUACACACUAUAAACACUUAUACCCCCCCGACCCAGUCCUACAAAAGCAGCCGUCUCAAUUUACAAAUUCAACAAAAUAGGCUCAAAUGAUGCAGAGAUUUCUAAAACUGGUGUGUUCUGGUUUGGAAACGGAUCAGUGCGUGUUGUUUUUGGUGCUCUGUGUUGCACCUUCCGUUUAUUACAGUUUGUGUCCUUCAAGGUUACACAGAACAGUCUGCAGUCUCUCUAAAAUCAUUCCAAAUCUCAGAAGCAGAAACUGGAGUGUGUUCCUUUUAAAGAGUAACACGGCAUCUUCUCUAAGUCUUGUUUUCUAACCUUCAUUGGUUUAACUCCUCCCCUUUCUGCACUGUGACAUAACUAACAGGGUUACAGGUGAACAGGCCCAACAUGGGGUGCAAUGUGAGAUUACGUAUGUCAAUGUAGGUCAAAAAAUCAAGUCCAACUCCAAAGGCUCGUCCAGAUUUAGGCAUAGAACUUGGAAGACAACCAUUUCAUCUGUGGAUUUCUACAGAAUCCCUCCAUCACUGCUUUUAUUUGUAGAAUAUCUAUUCCUCAAAGCAUUAAAACUCAGUCCAGUUCCCUGAAAACAAAUGGUUUCCAUUAUCUCCAUAGCUUUUAGAUACAAGUUCUGGCUACCUGGAUUAGCAUUUCAGGGAACUGGUUGGUAAUUGAUGAAGACCCUGAUGUUGAGGAUGAUGGAUUAGUCUUUGGUCCAGUAAUCCACUUUUUCCAGAGAUUUUGACCUGAUCUCUAGUCUUCAUCCGCAGGUUGAGUCUGCUCACUUUGGGGGGGACAACACGUCAGGUCAACAGGAGUCAGAACUUUAGGGUUAGGCUCUCUAGGAUCUCUGGAGCUACUUCUAUAAGGCAGGACUCUCAUGCAUGACAUCCCAGGCAUCUGUUAUAAAGAGCGGUACGUUGGCUGAACAACAAGGACUCUUCAUCGACACCCAAAGCAGCAUUUACUGGAACAUGGUGGAUUCCUUUAGCGAUCUAUUGGCUGAACACUUCGUACCCUAGAGACCCUAAAGUUCUCCAACAUGGACGCCCAUUGAGAAAGUAGUGUCCCUUAUAAGCAGUGAGAGGGAGAUCAGGUUCAGGUUUUCAUUACCACAGUUUUCCUCAAACAUCAAGAGUUUUAUUCACUGAUCCUUUAACCAACCCUUGGUGUGAGGACGUCCUCUCGAGUUCCUUUGAACUUCUGUAAACGCAACCACAAUUAUCCCCAAACCAAGCUGUUAGUGGCCUUACCCUCACUGCAGGUUACUGGACGAAACCACACACUUUCCCAAACCGUUCACCGUAUCAUAGUUGGUUUUCUAAGUUUUGUAUAAAGCAAAACGUUGAUGUUAAAACGUCCCUGAACGUUUCCCGAGGUUUGGAUUGAGAUACCCCUCACUUUUGACAUGGCAGAAGUUCCUUAAAAGCUGAACCCCCCCUCUGAUAAGUGAGUAAACCCCCUCCGCAGAUGAAGACCUUGAGUAGAGAUUAUUUCGUCUGAGAACUUCCUGUGUCUUAUUUGAUGUUUUCUACGUCUGAGGUUUCUGGGAACAAGCUGUUUCUGUGUUGUUCUGUACAUUUCUUCCUUCAGUUUGUGAAGUCCCUGUUGUCUUUAGUUAGUCUGUGUAAAUGUGAACUGAUGAGAAGAAAGCACAAAUGUCAGUUUCAGUGGACGUUGCUGUUUGGUUGUUUCUCCUUCAAUGCUGUUACCGUUUGCCUUCACUCAAUUUCACUCACAGGGAGGACAGAUCUAAAGGAGUUUAGACCUGAAACAAGUCAACACAACUAUCCCUACUCACUCCCAGCUGCCAGUGCAUGCAUCAUCUCCCUUUAAUAUCACUGUGUACAGAAAUGAUCCCUGCAGCGGCUGAAGGGGAAAUUGAUGCUGUCAUUUUCUAAAACGGCUUCCUUUCCAUCCCAGCCGCUGGAACACACCACCAGGGGAACAAACCUCAUGAGCCAGACAUGUAGAAGUACGGGGAAAUCUGGUAUCAAUUCAUAAAAUAACACCCUGGAGAAAUGUUGGUUUCUGGGUGUCGCUCGUGAUGAAUUUCCUCUCCAUGUUUUAAUUGUUUGUCGGAGAAUUUGUACAAUAAUGGUUGUUAAACAUGACGUCUUAGGGGAUAUGCAAUGAGUAUACGUAGGUAGAGAACAUGUAAAUAGGAACGUAGAUGUUGUGUGAAAUACUUGAAAUCCCUUUAACUAGUUGUUCUUGGAUGUGCUAACCCCCUUAGCCUCGUCAUUCUCCUCCUGACAGGACCAGGAUCGGCUAUGAAAUGCAUGAGAACCGUGGAGGAGCACCGUGUAGCCAAGGAGCCGAGAGUAUUCCUAAGUGCCUGAAUACUUCUCUCACCGGUUUAUUUUUUUAUUCUCCUUCCUCCACCUCUGGUCUCUGUUCUGCACACAUACGCCUCUCUUCAGUUUAGCUCAGUGGAUUUUAUUUAGCAAGUUAAGAAGAAAAACAGGAUGAAAUAUAAUGUUCCAAAUCACAGUUCUCCGUGCACAGACAUGACGGUGUGGAUGAGGAUGAUGUUCGCACUGAUGGUUGUGUUGUAACGGCACGACAUAGCCGACAGAAAAUGAAAUAAAGGAUGUAUCAAUUGA